Messenger RNA from Sodiomyces alkalinus F11, 909 nucleotides. RefSeq lists its product as hypothetical. The record is from RefSeq and is a predicted model, not a curated record. The transcript is spliced from 5 exons. The coding region runs from base 144 to 728 and encodes 194 amino acids. Lineage: Eukaryota; Fungi; Ascomycota; Sordariomycetes; Glomerellales; Plectosphaerellaceae. Gene Ontology annotation, molecular function: peptidyl-prolyl cis-trans isomerase activity. Gene Ontology annotation, biological process: protein peptidyl-prolyl isomerization.
GUCGGUUGUUGAGGACGUCGUCAACAAACCCCGACGUCUCAAACCGAACUUUCCUCUUAACGUAUUCGCCUCACUUUUUCUAGACCUUUCUUUUUUUGGAAUCCUACCUAAAUUUAGCAUCGACACAGCCAUAGCCAUUCAAAAUGCAAGGCGCCCUCCUGUCUCUCGGCCUUUUGGCCUCCGCCGCUGUUGGUGUCCUCGCUGCCGAGGACCUCAGGAUCGAUGUCACCCAGGCCGUCGAGUGUGAGCGCAAGUCGCAAAGCGGCGACCGUAUCAGCGUCCAUUACCGCGGAAAGCUGCAGUCCAAUGGACAGGAGUUCGAUGCCAGCUAUAACCGGGGUAGUCCCUUCACCGUCAAGAUUGGGACUGGACAGGUGAUCAAGGGCUGGGACAUGGGUCUGAUGGACAUGUGCAUCGGCGAGAAGAGGACUCUGACUAUCCCUCCUGAGCUUGGCUACGGUCAACGCGCGGUUGGCCCCAUCCCCGCCGGCUCGACGCUCGUCUUCGAGACCGAGCUGAUGGGCAUUGAUGGCGUUCCCAAGCCCGAGAAGAUCGUCAUUAAGAACUCCGAGGCUACGGCGGAUGACAAGGAGGAGGUCAAGGAGGAGGCCAAAGAGGAAGGCGCGAAGCUCGGUGAGAAGAUGGGCAGCGUCGCCAGUGAGGCGGCCGAGGCGGCUAAGACCAUCCUGGCCGACACGGAUGAUUCCCAGGAGCAUAACGAGCUAUGAUUGCGUUUUUAUCCCACCAGGCAUGAAAGAGUCACGGACGUAUCCCCUUUACAAACAAGAUGGGGCGCACAACAGCGACCAUUCUGAAUGACGAAAUGUGCUAGGAACAGCUUAUGGGCAGCUUACCAUCCUUAAUUGAGAUUUACAUUGGCAUUGGAGGAAACUAUGGAGAGUUUUCACG